AUGAAACAGGCUUGUAUGUUGUUUGUACCGCAAGUCAAAGACAGUCAAAUCUGUGGAGUAUGUCGUUAUCCCGUUUACGACCACUCCCAUUCCACAAUGAUAACCCCGGCUCCGGUUCCUUUCUCUUCUUCUCAUCAAAGCUGUCGUCCUGGAGCGAUCCGCCCCGUGUUCGUCUCGGCUGCUGAACUACCUCGAACUGCGCGGAUAUCACCGAUUAUGAAACCUCAAUCUCAAUUCGUCACCAGCAGCAGCAGCUCUUCACUACCAACCAAUUCUUUUCUGAGUUCAUAUCUCUCGUCACGAACGAAUGCGUUGGUGUCACCACCGAUCCAACAACACAAAAUCACGACAACAUUUGCGCAAUCCGAAACAUCAGCUUUCAGUCAAUACUCGAAGAGUUCUUCGGCUGAGUCCACAUUUUCAUCCACUUCCACGAGUACACACAGCGCGACACCCGCACAAAAUUUGAUCACUCAUCAACGAAGCACCAGCUCAAGAGGCCAACAAGGAAACGAGGAUUCGUAUGCGCUGAGGAGAUGUAAAACAUUCACGAACAAUAUUUUACUCCUGAAACCAAGACCGCAAUAUUUCAAGCCCGUCAGCUGUAUCAGUGAACCGGUUACACCCGAUAAUGUUCCGACAAUUCAAGUUGAGGAUCCGAGCCCUAAGCAAGACCGAGUGCAGUCAAACAUUUACCGACGGAUCAGAGCCAAAAACAAGGAGCGAAGUAGCAGUGCGCAACGAUCGUCUUCACCCUCUUCACCGAGUGACGACGAAAAACGUGGAGAUUCGUCGAGAGUGUCCACUCGAAAGGAAGCUGUACCAAGAGCGUAUAAUUUCAGACAGAUUCUCGAUCGUUUCCAAAGCGCGAGUGAUCAACAAGUAAUGCGUGAACAAAGCCAAUUUCGUUCGUUGCGUUCUCGGGAUCCGAACCGUCGUAUAACUGUCGACACAUUCACUUUACAGCAAACCACGACCACCGCACCAUUGGAAUAUCAUCUCCAGCGUCAAAAAUUCGAGUUCCAGAGCGCAUCAACUCCGUUCACCAUUACNCAAGUGAAAGAAACGGACAUCGACGACAUUCCGCCAGCUCCGAUCAUGUCCGAACAAUCUGUUCCAUCGCCGAUCGUGCAAUCGAGGAAUAUACCAAUUCAUCAAGAGAACACUAAAAGUAGCACAUAUUUCACCCCAAAGAAAAUGAAAUGCCAAGAUUUGAUACGCCGUUUUUCGAAUGACUCGUUAAAAGGUAAUGACUCCACGAAACUUCGAGAUCGAUUCGGACGUUUAAUCCCAAAAACAAGACCGCAAUCGCAUUCAGAUCUUCAACACAGCGGUGACUCAUCAUCCACCGUUUCUAAGUUUGAUCGAAAAUCAGGUCGGUCCUCGCUAACAGUUUCGAUCCCAAUAACUGAUGAGAACGUAUCUGCUGAAUCUCCCGUUCCGUGCACCCCAUCAUCGAUGUCCCGCGCAUCCAGUGUGCUCACACCUUCCUCAUAUAUGCCUCCAACACCCGUCACUAAUCAACGAGCAAAAUCAAUCGAUCACGCUUACAAUCAGAUGACAUUGAACCAUCGUGAGUCUCUCGCGUACAUAUCCGAGCAUUUGGCCGAUUAUAUUCGUUGUCGAGAUGUUCCUUUGUCGAAAGAGAAACUUGACAGUUUGAAAUUCAACGAAAUAAUUUUCGAUUCAUACACGCCAACCCUCAUCAAAGGUGCAUCGUUGUUUUUCGACGCAUCCAUUGCAGAAGGCUCUCAACCACCAUACGACAUCACGCUCAUGGUGGCGCCUGCUUCGCAGUACUAUCCUCUGUCACUAGGCAGAAAACCUCCAGAAGCGAUAUUGUAUAAUCCACCUGUGCUGGUCGAAAUCGACGACAAUGAUGGCGAAGUAUUUUUUUNUUUUUUUAAAACUUCAGAUGCGUUGUUUCAGAUUCGACGUUUUCUACAAGAUUCGUCGCAUUUAUCCGGCCGAACCUGUAAAGCGUUCGUGAUGCCUCGUCUUACACUACUCUCUUUCCACUCGUUGGCUGCACACAGUUUCGAUAAGCGAAUGAGUGCAGAGGCAUACGAACGACACGUUUGUUUCAUAAUGUUGCAACUGGUUUGUGCGUUGAAAUCGCUGCAGUCCGAUGGUGUCGAACAUUUGAGCAAUAACUUCCGAGAGUUCCUUCUCGCCUAUCGGUCGACGUACUUCAAUUCGCCAAUGGGUAUCGCUGAAUAUCCUCGAAUUAUGCUACUUCGAGAAACAGUCAGCGACGAUUUGGAAGAGUCGAACGAAAACGGGAGUGUUGGUGUAUGCAAAUAUGCCGUACGUGCGCUGUGCACUCUACUCCAUCAGAAGAUGGACAACACCGUUCCAUUAAUCCCAUAUCGUUCUCAAUAUUCUGAUGCUCUUUUGAGAGAACUGAAUGAUGUGCUUGGUUGGGUUCAGUUCAUCAUCCAAUUUCCACGGAAUCAGGCGUCUUUACGUUUUCAGAAAUGUGCCGAAUUGUUAAAUGACGAAAAGUCGAGUUCAUUGAGUGAUGCAAAAAAUAUUUUGGAAUUUCGAUUUUGGGUGGAUGCGAAUCAGGAAUUCGAUAGUGAAUUUGAUGCUAAGAUUUGGAUUGACUCACAACGCUCUCGGGAUGUCAAUCGAUUGUUACGUGCGUUCGUCAGCAAUUCAGAAUCACUAAAAGACACCCUGGAACGACUACGCGUUCAAUUUCUGCUGUCUGCCACACCACGCUCACUCUUCACUUCAUUCGAAACGCUUCGAAAGCUUGGCGAUCGAUCAUCGUCGAACAAAUUCACUUGUUUCAUUUAA
Messenger RNA from Anisakis simplex (herring worm), 2802 nucleotides. The record is from the annotation of a GenBank genome assembly. Lineage: Eukaryota; Metazoa; Nematoda; Chromadorea; Rhabditida; Anisakidae.